Penicillium olsonii is the source of this 1200-nucleotide messenger RNA. Lineage: Eukaryota; Fungi; Ascomycota; Eurotiomycetes; Eurotiales; Aspergillaceae. The record is from the annotation of a GenBank genome assembly.
AUGUCCAGCGGUCAUUCAGACCAUGCCUAUGAUACCGCUACCCCAACAAACCUCCAGUCUGCUCCGAUGAGUGAGACCGCACAGGGUUCGAUCGGCGCAAUGCCGCUCGUCUCCAAAGACAGCAACGGCAACAACGGCACCCGCAAGAUCGAAAAACAGAGUCUAGAAUAUGCGAUCAGAAGUGGUAUUGCGGGAGGCCUGGCCGGCUGUGCUGCCAAAACGGUUGUCGCACCCCUCGACCGCGUGAAGAUCCUGUUCCAGGCGUCAAAUCCCCAGUUCGCAAAAUACACAGGCAGUUGGACAGGGCUGGCUCAUGCGAUACGAGAUAUCAAUCGCACCGAAGGCGCCAAAGGCCUGUACAAGGGCCACUCCGUCACCCUCCUCCGCAUAUUCCCUUACGCCGCUAUUAAAUUCCUCGCCUACGAGCAGAUCCGUGCUGUAUUCAUCCCGUCCAGCGAACAUGAGACCCCCAUUCGCCGAUUGAUCUCGGGCAGUUUGGCCGGUGUCACAUCUGUGUGCUUUACCUACCCACUCGAGCUGAUGCGCGUCCGCAUGGCAUUCGAAACGAGCCACACACAUCGCUCGGGGAUACUAGAUAUCAUGCGCCAAAUAUAUUAUGAGCGCGCGCAGCCAUCUCCGCGUUCCACUGCCGCCGCCGAAUCUUCAACGAUUGCAGCCGCCGAAGGCGCCGCAUCCGCCGUGAAUAAAAUCGCCCCGCGAACCGGCCUGGUCAACUUCUAUCGCGGUUUCGCCCCCACAAUCCUUGGAAUGCUGCCGUAUGCCGGCAUCUCUUUCCUGACCCACGAUACCGUGGGUGAUAUUUUCCGCCACCCAUCUCUUGCACCAUACACUUUGAAACAAACAUUGGAUAAAGAUACGGACCCUAGAAAAGCAGAAUUGAACAAGAGUCGUCCCCUCCUGAACGCUCCAUUCGAACUCCUCGCCGGUGCUCUUGCCGGUCUCGCCUCACAGACAUCUUCAUACCCGAUCGAAGUUAUUCGUCGGAGAAUGCAAGUCGGUGGAGCAGUGGGGGAUGGACACCGUCUAGGAAUUGCAGAGACUGCGCGGAAAAUCUGGCUUGAGUGCGGUUUCCGUGGGUUCUGGGUGGGAUUGACGAUCGGGUACAUCAAGGUGGUGCCGAUGUAUGCCGUUGCCUUCUUUGUUUAUGAGCGGGUCAAGGGGACACUCCAGAUUAGCUGA